Molecule: messenger RNA, 4456 nt
Organism: Callorhinchus milii (elephant shark)
Lineage: Eukaryota; Metazoa; Chordata; Chondrichthyes; Chimaeriformes; Callorhinchidae
Product: zinc finger DHHC-type palmitoyltransferase 3
Exons: 7
Coding region: 327-1226 (299 amino acids)
Biological process (GO): peptidyl-L-cysteine S-palmitoylation; protein targeting to membrane
Cellular component (GO): endoplasmic reticulum; Golgi apparatus
Molecular function (GO): protein-cysteine S-palmitoyltransferase activity
Source: RefSeq, a predicted model, not a curated record
UUAACUUCCGGUGCGCGGGGCGUGUGUGUGCUGAAGGAGGCUCCGGUGUCCAGGGUAACGGGCGGCGCUGGUCGCGAGUCACCGAGAGGGCAGCCUGGCCGCUGUGAGGCCCCGACCAGGCCUGCGCGGAAUGGAGUAGGGAGAGGUCCGGAGGGGCAGCGGCGGGCGGUGUGAGUGCGGGUCCCCGGGGCCGUGGGUCGAGGCGGCGGGCGCAGGCUCUGGCCCUGUUAGUGACAGUCCGAGGCCUCUGGUGUUGAGGGGGCGACGGCGGCCCCGCGAAGAUGAGCGGGUUUUUCUGGUAUAAUUAUGGACUAUAAUUUUUUAUCAUGUUGACGUCAUCCAGUCGUAGUAGAGAUAUCGAGCGUCGAGCCGAGUACAUGCAGGCCGAUCAGUGUGUACCACCUUCUCCAGACGGUGGCUCAAUGGACAAGAUCUGGUUCAUCAAAGAUGGCUGUGGUGUAGCCUGCACCAUUGUAACCUGGAUACUCGUCAUCUAUGCUGAGUUUGUGGUUGUUUUCGUUAUGCUCCUUCCAACAAAAGACGUAAUGUACAGUGUGUUCAACGGGAUUCUCUUCAAUGCCCUGGCUUUCCUGGCGCUGGCUUCUCAUUCUAGAGCGAUGCUAACCGAUCCUGGUGCAGUACCAAAAGGGAAUGCAACUAAAGAGUUCAUUGAAAGUUUACAGCUGAAGCCAGGCCAGGUGGUGUACAAGUGCCCCAAGUGUUGCAGCAUCAAACCAGAGAGAGCACAUCACUGCAGCGUAUGCAAGAGAUGUAUUCGGAAGAUGGAUCACCAUUGUCCAUGGGUUAACAACUGUGUAGGGGAGAAUAACCAGAAAUACUUUGUAUUAUUUACAAUGUAUAUAUCUCUGAUAUCACUACAUUCCCUUCUCCUGGUAGGCCUUCACUUUUUGUUUUGCUUUGAAGAAGAAUGGGCAAAGUGCAGUUCAUUCUCACCGCCAUCCACAGUGAUUCUCCUCAUUCUUCUGUGCUUUGAGGGUCUCCUCUUCCUUAUCUUCACUGCUGUGAUGUUUGGCACUCAAGUACAUUCCAUCUGCACAGAUGAAACGGGAAUAGAGCAGUUGAAAAAGGAAGAGAGAAGAUGGGCUAAAAAAACAAAAUGGAUGAAUAUGAAAGCUGUGUUCGGUCAUCCAUUUUCAAUAGCAUGGCUAAGCCCAUUCGCAACUCCAGACCAAGGGAAGAUAGACCCAUACCAAUAUGUGGUCUGAGUCAUCCUAGGCCAGCAAUUCAAUUGAAAAUCAUUUUAAAAUACUUAAAAUUACCAAUCAUUGUAACAUUUAUAAGACCGUAUCCUUUCUGGUGGCCUAUAUUUUUAAAGAUAUGGAUGAUCAAAUCGUGCACUUUGUUUUUUAACAUGUUCCAACCUUCUCUGUUUCAUGAAUUCAAAUUAUAAAGCUGCAAAUACAAUGGAGGUCAUCAUAAAUCAGGCCUUUGGAGAGAGGAUUAUCCUUUGAUACUUAGCAAGUUUCUUAAAAACUGUUGAUGGGUGAAAAACUGAAAUGAAGAAAAUCUUUAUUAGAAGUGAUUGAUGGAUGAUUUUCAAAAUAUCAAUCUAUAUAGGGUUUUUUUCAAUUUAGGGCUGUUUCUUGCUGCUUGUUCCUUCUAUUGGUAAUAUUUCACUGAAAAUUAUGCAUUUAUGCUUUCUCAGUGACUGUAUAUCUGUGGUAUAAAGCUCUGUUUUCUCUACCAUGUUGCCAUUACUGGUCUUCAUGGUACUUAAUGGGGUGCAAUGAGAUUAACUGUGGCUUCCACAUAACUGCCCGGCAGCUCUGAGAUCCUGGCAUCCUUUCCUCUGCUUCAUCCUGGGGAGUUUUCAUACCCACGGAUUUGAUUGAUGAUGGCAAUCUGAUAUCUUCACACUCGUUCUGGAAUUUGUUUCAUGUGUUCACAAAAGAAAACCUUUCUCCUCAACGUUAAGGCUUAUUGAUAGGUAUUUAAAGGAACAAUAAAUCACCAGCACUGUAAAUUCGCUUAUUUUAAAGUCCAGUGCAUACAGACCUCUUAGGCAAGAAGGAACUUUGGUCAAAUUUCAUCAAUGGCAUUGGAUUGGUUAUCUUCCUGUUUCAUUUAAUUAACAAUUGUAUCCCUUGGACAAUUUGUAUGGUGCAUGUAUGUAACUGUCGUAUGCUUCACCGCAGUGAGUGAUUUACACAAGUCAUUUGUGGGUUAGUGUCAUGGAUAGAUAGCAGUGUCACCCAUACCUGUGAAAUAUGAAAUCGUAUUGCAUGAAAACUUUAAAAACAAUUCUUGGAAAUCUUCAAAGAUCAAUGCCAUGAAUGCCAAUUUAGUGCAUUAUUUCCCUUUCUGUUUUCCUUUAUAUUAAUUUUCACUCUUAGUCCAAUUGAUGGUAGCUACUAUAAAUAUUCUGAGAAACUGAGCCUCCCAUAAUCUUUUUAUAAAGUCUUCAUUAUUCAGUACUAUAGAAAAGUACUCUUAUGUGUAAUGUUUACGAUUUUCAACUGAUAAAUUGUUGAAAUUGAUCUUCCAAAAUUAAAAUAGAUAUCUGUGUGUGGGCCCUAAUGAGGCUGUGGUGCCAACAAAUAUGGAAUUUUUUUUUUGAAAUCUCCACAAAAUGACUUCUUCCUUUGUCCCCUUUUGUUAUGCUUCCCUUCCCCCUUCCCAUCUUAUUUUCUGUCUCACUGUUCUCUUUCCCCCUCUCAGUCACUUCAGUUACAAUUUACAGUAUCUGUACAGUGAAAGCUACUAACAAUUGUCUUAGCUGCUCAUAAAUGAGGCCUUUUAUAAGUUAUGGUAUUCAGUUUGCAGAACUGUGAUGAAUGACAUGUGUUUUCACAUCGGGAGAGAUUAAGAGGAGUGUGGAACAGCAGUCUUUCUACAACAGCUCUGUUCUCCCAAGUUCUUGGUGGUAUCUGGUACAGAUUGGAAGAAUUGAGGAGGGUGCUGUUAGUUUGGGAGUAGGUAUGAUCAAAGCAUUUCUUUUGUUGGGAGUGACUUUUCCUCCAUAGUAGUGAAUCUCUCAAAGUUUAUCUUCUCAGAAAUUUUAAAUUAAGUAUAAAGUUUGAUACAGCAUAGUCUGAUUUAAAAAAAAUUAAAAUGCUCUCUUGUGAAUAGUUAAAACAAGGGUUUUUAAGAGCAUAGUUUAUAGUAUUUUGCAAAAUUUAAAAUUUUACUCAACCACCAGUGUCUCAAUUGGUAAAUGAUCUGCUAAGUGUGGAACUGAAUAUGCAGACCAGGAAACCUCGGUGUUCUGGGCUCAGUUAGCUGACAUGGGGUUGAUUGGGGUGCGAACAAAUGGCUUCAGAAUCCCAGAUUGGAUAUAUGUGAGACAGGGGAGUUGGCCAGGGAUACCACUCCUAAUGACUGUCUAGUGACUCAUGUCGAGCGAAGACUGAGUGAAGCGACUAUAACACCUCCCAUACCCUUAAUUUAAACUAUUGCUUUCCAGUUCACACUAUUUAUUUGGGCAAAAUCCCAGAGGGCUGCUGUGACUCGUAGACUGUACACCUGCUGAAACCAGCCCCUCUGGAGAUGGGAAGGGAGAAAGAAAAUUGGAAGUUUAAGUUUUUAUAUCCAGCUAACCAUUUUAAAUGCUUUUUUAAAAAGAGUAUGAGCAUUACAAGUGCAUUCAAUAGUAGGCUUUUGUUAUGUUUACAUGUAAAAAUAAUCAGGGACUUGGGCAUACACUUACUUAUUAUUUUGUACAUCUGUCUGAUUAAGGAUUAAAGGAAUAGCACGAAAGGGUAGAUCUGUAAUUUCCUAAAAUGUCAGUGGAGCUAAUGGAGACUUCAGGCUUGCACUAGGUUUGUGUAUAUUAAGGUUAGACUAUGAAAUGCUUGACUGUUUUCAAGGAGUCAGGUGGACCUGGUGAAUUCACCAUAAUAAGGCAGAGCUAAAAUUUGCAUUAAUAUUUAUACAAAGCUCUUUGCAAUUCAAGAAGAUUGUAAUGCAGUAUUGAUAUUGGACAAAAACAUUGAUAUUGGCUGUAAUAAAUCACAAACUAUUGUGAAUUAAAACAAAAUGCCUUCACAUAUUUUCCUCAAAAGAUUAAAAAUUCCUUUGCAAUGCUGGAAUAUGCAAAGAUGUAUAUUGUUUAUUAUUAAGUGAAGGUUGCAAAGAAAAUUACUGUUUUUUUAAAAGACACAAUGCCAGGCUUUUUAUCUGUCAUUUGAAGGCUGCCUUUGCCUUUUUUGCUUUGCAGAGUAUUGAGGAAACUAACUGUUGGUUUAAAAUUUUGUUGAAUAAGUAUUACAGCAUUGCCAAAACAGACAUUAAAUAUUAUUGUUUCUUGCAGCUUUGUGUCCUGUAUUUUGCUUAGGGGAGGAGCAACAAAACUGUUUUAGACUGUGUAUAAAAGCGGUGGGGCUUGAGGGUUUCUGUUUCAAAUUAUUAUAAUUAAGCAUUUACUUCAGAUGUAAUCUGGAUGCUGUGUGUGUGAUUUUUGGAUACUACUAUCAAUUAAAGAAACAUAAAUUCCAAA